AUGGAUGCAAUGAUACAAAAGCUCCGGAAUUUCGACGCUUAUCCAAAGAUUAACGAGGAUUUCUACAGCCGGACACUCUCUGGCGGCGUUAUUACCCUCGUUUCUUCUCUUGUCAUGUUUUUCCUCUUCAUCUCCGAGUUCAGGUUAUACCUACAUACGGUAACUGAGACGAAGCUUCUGGUUGAUACCGCAAGGGGCGAGACACUGCGGAUCAAUUUUGAUGUUACCUUCCCAGCCAUUCCGUGCUCGCUGCUCAGCCUUGAUGCCAUGGAUAUAAGCGGAGAAAAACAUUUUGAUAUCAGGCAUGAUAUAACCAAGAAACGAAUUAAUGCCCAUGGUCAUGUUAUUGAAGCCAAACAGAGUGGCAUUGGUGCACCAACGAUUGAGAAGCCCUUGCAGAAGCAUGGUGCCAGACUUGAACAUGGUGAAACUUAUUGUGGCUCAUGUUAUGGCGCAGAUACAGCAGAUGAUCAUUGUUGUAACACAUGUGAAGAAGUUCAAGAAGCAUACAGGAAAAAAGGAUGGGCACUUACAAAUGCAGAUAUGCUUGACCAGUGCAAAAGGGAAGGAUUUAUCCAGCAGGUCAAGGAGGAAGUCGGUGAAGGAUGCAAUAUUCAUGGGUCUUUGGAAGUGAACAAAGUAGCAGGGAAUUUUCACUUCAUACCUGGGAAAAGUUUCCAUCAGUCUAAUAUUUUUAUCCACGAUUUACUGGCCUUUGAAAAGGAUAGUUAUAAUGUGAGUCACAGUAUCAAUAGCCUUGCUUUUGGAGACUAUUUUCCUGGUGUAGUCAACCCCCUUGACAGGGUACAGUGGACGCAUGACUCUCCUAAUGGCAUGCAUCAGUAUUUCAUCAAGGUGGUUCCAACCGUAUACACCAACACCAGAGGGCACACUAUACGCUCGAAUCAGUAUUCUGUUACGGAGCAUAUGAGGCAUGUAGACUUCAUCCGUGCCAACUCUUUCCCCGGAGUAUUCUUCUUCUAUGAACUGUCUCCUAUCAAGGUCGUCUAUAAAGAGGAGCACAUUUCGUUUUUACACUUCUUGACCAAUAUCUGUGCAGUAAUAGGAGGUAUUUUCACCGUGGCAGGGAUAGUCGACUCAUUUGUCUACCAUGGCAAAAAGGCAAUCAAGAAAAAGGUGGAAAUUGGCAAGUUCAGAUGA
Molecule: messenger RNA, 1161 nt
Organism: Linum trigynum
Lineage: Eukaryota; Viridiplantae; Streptophyta; Magnoliopsida; Malpighiales; Linaceae
Source: the annotation of a GenBank genome assembly